Molecule: messenger RNA, 4018 nt
Organism: Nymphaea colorata (pocket water lily)
Lineage: Eukaryota; Viridiplantae; Streptophyta; Magnoliopsida; Nymphaeales; Nymphaeaceae
Product: probable leucine-rich repeat receptor-like protein kinase At5g63930
Exons: 4
Coding region: 535-3834 (1099 amino acids)
Biological process (GO): hormone-mediated signaling pathway; protein phosphorylation
Cellular component (GO): plasma membrane
Molecular function (GO): ATP binding; protein kinase activity; protein binding
Source: RefSeq, a predicted model, not a curated record
AUUUGAAUACUGACUAUCAGGUUACCAGAAGAUUUUUGGCAUAAAAUGAAUAAAAUAAGAGAAUGGUAAGAUCGAUCCUCGCGAGAAGUAACGCAUAAAACGCCUCCUCCAUGUGAGUAUUUCAGUGAAGCUCAUAGGUCUGCUUCUUACCGGCCGUUACUCGACCAGCAUUCACGCACCCACAAUUUUUCUCUGAGAAGGAGGCCUAAUUGUCGCCCUUGACGGCCGGAGUUGUCGCCGGUGAAGUUUCUUUGAUUACCCAGAAGACAGUUGAUGAAGGAAUGACUAAUGAGGGAAGCUGGUGGUUUAAGUCGGCGGCUUUCGUCUGCUUGUUUUGUCCAUGGAGUGAGAUGGAGGUGGGAGAUUUGAAGGAGAAAAUGGCCACACAGAUUGUUCCUGAAGAAAUGCGACGUCGAUGCUCGUAAAAUUCGGUUAUUUCUCCUGGACUUGUGGGUGCCGAAAACGAGAUUGCUGACUACAUAUAUAAGAGUUCUGAGUUCUGCGUUUUCUAUCGUAGAACACCAUCUGAUAAACAUGUUCGCCAUUCCGAAAAUGGCGCGAUUUGCAAUUCUUGUGGCGUUUUGGGCUUCUUUCUGCUGGAUUCAAGGCGAAGGAUCAGGGAAGGAAGUUAAGCUUCUUUUGAAUGUGAAGAGAAAGCUGAACGACCAGUCGAAUCAUUUGAGUAAUUGGAAUGCUUCUGAUCCGACGCCUUGCAGUUGGACAGGGAUAACCUGUACUGAAAGUUCUUAUCCUGUUGUUUCUGACCUCAAUCUGAGCUCCAUGAAUUUGUCAGGCUUCCUUUCGCCGAGCAUCGGUGGCUUGGUUGGUCUCACUUAUCUUGAUGUUUCUCAUAAUUAUCUCUCCGGAAGAAUUCCGGUAGAGCUUGGGAAUUUGAAGAACUUGGAGGUUCUGAAUUUGAACAACAACAAUUUUGGUGGGGAGAUACCACCAGAGCUGGGUAAUCUGCUUUCAUUGGUCACAUUGAACCUGUGCAAUAACAGGCUCUCUGGACCUCUUCCCAGUGAGCUAGGCCAGCUUUCAUCUCUCAAGGAGUUGAUCGUGUUGACUAACAACAUCACGGGGCCGUUGCCACCAUCUCUUGGUAAUCUGAAGAAGCUGACGACAUUUCGAGCAGGUCAGAAUUCAUUUUCUGGCAGCAUACCCGCCGAGAUAAGCGGUUGCAAGAACUUGACAAUAUUGGGUCUUGCGCAAAGCUCGUUGCAGGGUCAAAUCCCCAAAGAACUGGGCACUUUGAAGAAUUUGAAGGAACUGGUACUCUGGGGGAAUUCUUUGUCUGGAACUAUUCCGAAGGAGAUUGGUGAUUGUGAAAGUUUAGAGGUUCUUGCUUUGUAUCAUAACAACCUCAAUGGCGAAAUCCCAUCCGAGUUAGGAAAGCUUGCAUCUUUGAAAAGGUUAUACCUGUACAGGAAUGGAUUGAAUGGGAGCAUACCGCAGGAGAUUGGCAAGCUCAGCCAGGCAGUUGAGAUUGAUUUCUCAGAGAAUAAGUUAACUGGAGAAAUACCCAAAGAAUUUAGCAAUAUCAAGGGCCUGAGUCUCCUUCAGCUUUUCCAAAACCAUCUGACAGGCGCCAUUCCCACUGAACUGGGGAGCUUGAAGAAUUUGAGCAAGCUUGAUCUCUCCAUAAACAGUCUCACUGGUCCCAUUCCUGCGGAACUGCAGUACUUGUCCAACCUGCUCACUUUGCAGCUCUUUCAGAACGAGCUCAAUGGUAGCAUUCCUCAGGGGCUUGGGCUUUGGAGUCCAUUAUGGGUGCUUGAUCUGUCGGAGAACAACCUCAGUGGCCCCAUUCCUCGCUAUCUAUGUAAUAACUCGAAUUUGAUUCUGCUCAAUCUGUGGUCGAACAGACUUACAGGCAGCAUUCCUAACGAGGUGAAGAACUGCAAACCUUUGUUGCAGUUCCGCGUUGGGAAUAACCAGCUUACUGGAAGCUUUCCCGCACAUCUUUGUGAGCUGGAAAAUUUGACCACCAUCGAACUGUACCAGAACAAGUUCAGUGGCCCCAUUCCGCCUGAGAUUGGUAAUUGCAAAGCUCUGCAACGGUUGCAUCUUUCAGAAAAUUAUUUUACAUCAACUUUGCCUCCACAGAUUGGAAAUGUAACUCGACUGGCAAGCUUCAAUAUUUCCUCAAAUAAGCUCACUGGGCCCAUUCCUCCAGAGUUGAUUAAUUGCAAGAUGCUUCAGCGGCUUGAUCUCAGCAACAACUUGUUCACAGGUAACCUUCCAGCUGAAAUUGGCACUCUUCUCCAGCUUGAGUUGCUCAGGCUCUCAGAAAACAGGAUUUCAGGGGUAAUACCUACUGCCUUGGGGAAUCUUUCACGUUUGAUCGAGCUGCAGAUGGGUGGUAAUCAAUUUUCCGGAAGCAUUCCAUCGGAAUUGGGUGGAUUAUCAAGCUUGCAGAUUGCCAUGAACCUUAGUUGGAAUAGGCUUUCCGGGCACAUACCUCCUGAGCUAGGCAACCUUAUGCUGCUAGAAUAUCUUUUUCUCAACAACAAUGACCUCUCAGGAGAGAUUCCAUAUACAUUUGCCAAUCUUUCUAGCAUACUGGGAUUUAAUGUAUCAUUCAAUAAUCUAACUGGACCUAUUCCUGCAAUGCCGUUGUUCCAGAACAUGGACAUUGACAGUUUUAUUGGAAAUACUGGGCUUUGUGGUGGUCCUCUUGGGGGCUGUAACUCUUCAUCAGAUGCUGCCAUUCCACCGCCCUGGGACGGGAUUAGAUCCCAGUUGGGAAAAAUUGUCGCAAUAAUUGCUGUAGUUGUGGGGGCUAUCUCCCUGGUGCUCAUUGCAAUUGUCAUCUAUUUCAUCAGGCAAACAGUUGAUCCGACCAAAUCUUUUCGGGAUAAGGAGUAUUAUUCAGAUUCAGAUGUUUAUCUUCCCCCAAAGGACGGUUUCACCUUCCAUGAUUUGGUUGGCGCCACCAAUGGCUUUGACAGCAGUUUCAUAAUAGGAAGGGGUGCUAGUGGAAUAGUAUACAAAGCUGUCAUGCCCUCUGGACCAGUAAUUGCUGUCAAAAGACUUGCAUCUUACAGAGAAGGGAACAACAUCGACCGCAGCUUCAGCGCUGAAAUUUCGACUUUGGGAAAGAUUAGGCAUAAAAACAUAGUGAAGCUCUAUGGUUUCUCCUACUACAAGGAGUCCAACCUUCUUCUCUAUGAGUACAUGUCUAGGGGAAGUUUAGGUGAAUUGCUUCAUGGGACUUCCUUGGUUUUGGACUGGCCGACUCGGUACAAGAUUGCUCUCGGUGCUGCAGAAGGACUCUCAUAUUUGCAUCAUGAUUGCAAGCCACGAAUUAUUCAUAGAGACAUCAAAUCUAACAACAUCCUUCUUGAUGAGAAUUUUGAAGCACAUGUAGGAGAUUUUGGAUUAGCAAAAGUGAUUGACAUGCCAUAUUCAAAGUCAGUCAGCGCAGUUGCAGGAUCUUAUGGGUACAUCGCUCCAGAAUAUGCAUACACCAUGAAGGUUACAGAAAAGUGCGACAUCUACAGCUAUGGAGUUGUCCUGUUGGAACUGCUGACUGGGAGAACUUCAGUGCAACCAGUUGAUCAAGGAGGUGAUCUGGUGACGUGGGUAAAGACAUCAGUUCGUAAUGUUUCUCUGUCUUCUGGAGUUUUUGAUGACAGACUAGACCUUGACGACCAAAGUACUAUUGAUCACAUGACAAUCGUGCUGAAGAUUGCAUUAAUGUGUAUAACUACGUCACCCCUUGAUCGGCCAUCAAUGCGGGAAGUUGUGUUGAUGCUGAUAGAGUCUAAUAGACAGAAGGAGGAGUGUUACGUUUCUUCGGGGGAAUCCGAGACACAUUCUCAGGAUGUUUAGCUCAUGAAGGUAUUAUAUGUAGAUUCACCUUUAACAUCUUGUUUUCCCUUCUUUGUUCUCCAAAAAUUCUUGUAGAAAGAGAAGAAGAAGAAGAAGAAGAGCAUGGUAUUAGCUUCUCUUCCAAUGAAUUGUACAUUAACAUGUUCUUUUCGUUAUACUAAUGGAAUCUGUUUUGUUAUUCCUA